Trypanosoma grayi is the source of this 936-nucleotide messenger RNA. RefSeq lists its product as hypothetical. NCBI's taxonomy places the organism in Eukaryota, Euglenozoa, Kinetoplastea, Trypanosomatida, Trypanosomatidae. The record is from RefSeq and is a predicted model, not a curated record. The transcript has a single exon. The coding region runs from base 1 to 936 and encodes 311 amino acids.
AUGGUGUAUCGACGAAAGGCGCCCCCAGCUGCGCAGCUGAGCACACUUCAGCAACUGCAGUUACUAUGUAAUGCUACUGCUGCUGGCCUGUCGUUUCAAGUUUAUAAUGCACAGGCACUACUUAGCCAAUUUAAAAUUCAUAAUCCUACCACGUUCGAACAGUUCACCAAAAACGCUACGCGCCAGGAGUUCUUUUCUAGCAGGCUUUUUGACGGCUCUCGUGAUGGCGCUCUCAUGACGGGUGCCCCGGCGUACGCGCUUCCGCUUCCAAAGCAUUUUAUUGAUCCAACGGAGGCGGCGGAGAGUUUAGUGCAGCGUGUUUUCUACCACGGCUCCGCGGUGAAAAGUGCCUCGGAACUCCGCGGGGGAAGCUACUUUCCGCGUUGCGGACUCACAGGCUCGUUUUUUUCCCGUGAAGAAGUUGUGGAUAAUCUCCAAGCAGCUGCAGCGGAACUUGAGUUCAAAUCACCGUUUUGGAUUCGAAGUGACCACCCGGCACUUGGUGACUUUCUUCACCUAAAAGACGGUAGCGAGGCCAUCUGUUUGAGUUUAACGGCAGCUGUGGUGAGUUUGGAAGAUGUGGGUCCAUUUGACGAGGAACUCCUCCACCCCCUGUUGCGGCGGGCGUGUAGACCCAAUGGACGCAUUUUUGAAAAGGACGUACCGUUGGGAAUGAAUGCGUUGUCUGGGUUUAUCACUAAGAAUCCUUUUGUGCAACAGUUGCCCAAUCGAGGAGUUUGGUUGUCCCAGGAUCAGGUCCUUCUUAACGGUCUUCAGCUACGAAAGAAGAAAGGUGCCUCUUCUGAUAAUCCUUUUGUGUUUGUAGAGGUAGAACAGUGGGAGAUGCACAAUGCAGACCAAUUAACUGUUCCUGGACGGUUGGCGCUGCAUAAGCCUUUGUCCAAAGAUGCUGAAUCCACGUGCAUAUUUUCUUAA